AGUUCUUUCGUUGCCGACUAUCUCGAUGGGCGAAAAAGUGUCCUAGGUGUCUUUCAAGUAAAGUUUUCUUGUUGGUUUGGUACUCGUCAUGUCCUCUUCUUUGCUGGUUCCGAAGGGAGACCCAUGUGCACGAGGCUUUAAGGGAAGUUCCUGGAACAAUGCAGAUGCGAAAGCUUGAAAAUCUGGAUCAGUUGCUCGAUAUCGAUACGAGAGGAGCUGUGCUGGCCUGUGGCGAGAUAGUUGUAGUCUGACAGUGAAGACACGUGUUAGAAUCUCUCGUUUUCUUUUGAAAAAUCUGAUACUUUUCGUUUGUUUUUCUAGUGCAGACUUUCGUCCUGAUUUUCUAGUUAAAUGUGGUUAAACUCUCUUAUCAGUUUCGUGACUCUCUUGACUCCCUAAAAUCACGUGUCCUGCACUACUUCAAAUAUGUAAGUGCUGUGAAAACGGCUUGAGUGUCCCUAGUAGCAUCCGGAAUCCAUUUGACUUCUAAACAACGGAUAUCUCAGGAUCCUUAAAUUCCGUCUCGGUAAUAAAGUCAGUCGGAAAAUUGUUUUCUCCGGAAAGUAGGUUGCAGUCGGUAGCAAUAUGUUUUAACGAGUGGAAGUGUGGGCGCGAGGGUGGCGAAAUUAAACAAGUGGUCUGCAUCGACAGCAGGGGAUCGAGACGGGAGACUCCAUUGCAAUUUGCCUACACUCAGGAAGGAAAGUGUUUAGGCCAGCACUUGUGGGGGCUAAGAAUGAGUGGGCGAACGGGCGCAUCGGCGAAUGAGAGCAAAGCAAAACGGUGUCGAGCUGAAGAGCAGUGAAAGUCCUAAGUGGGGUUGAAUCUGAUAGCAAAACAAAACAGAGUGGAUAACAAUUAUAAGAGCAAUGACUCACCUGAGAUACAGGAUUCAAUCCAGUAUUUUUGGGAACCACUAGGUCAUCAAAACCAACCAAUGAUUAAAAUUUUUGCGCUCAAAUGGAUUUUGGACGGAAUCCCCGAAUCGCCGAUGACAAUGACUUCGCUAGCCUGCGUGAUGCAAUCAACGACCACAAAGGAUGGGCUUUAGAAAUUGACAAGGACAACAUACAAGUGUGGACAAGACCCGUGUCCGGUUGUAACUUUAAUAUGGUGAAAAUACUCUCACACUUCACGGAAUGCACGCCUGAUAUCCUCUUUGAUGUCCUUCAUGAUCCGGACUAUCGCCGUGAGUGGGAUUCGCAUAUGUUGGAAAGUGAAGAGAUUGGCGUUAUCAACGUGAAUAAUGACGUGGGGUAUUAUGCAAUGUCAUGCCCGCCACCGUUGAAGCCUCGGGAUUUUGUUUUAAUGCGAUCCUGGCUGGAUACUGGACCUCAAGGGGAGCAAAUGUUACUGUCUCGUUCGGUGCCUCAUAAAAAUUAUCCCCCACGAAAAGGAUAUGUAAGAGCAACCUCAUAUAUUACUGGUUUCGUGAUACGAUCAGCCAAAACUGGUGGUUGUUUUCUCGGUUACAUCGCCCACUGUGACCCUCAGGGUGCGCUACCACCAUGGCUUGUAAAUAAAGUAACACACACGGUGGGACCACGAAUGGUUAAGGAUUUACGGAAAGCUGCAGUUGGCUAUGUGACAUGGAAGAAUUCACAAUCGAAUAUGCGGAAACCUUGGCGUUUCCCAGAGGAGAUGACUUCACCCCGAAUUUCACUAGACGAUCAGUGCGUGGAACCUCAAACUACCCCUUCCGCUAAGUCAUCGUCACCAUCAAUAUCCUCCAUUGGUAGUUUGCAGGAGAAGAAUUCAAAGGGAAGUAUCAAAAAGAAAAAAAACUACUUUAGUAAAUCCUAGGGAAAUUCUAAGUAUUUUUUCACAGUCAUAUAUACAUAUAUGGUUACUAUUGUUAACGGAAUAGCGUAGCAAACUUGCGGUUUCUAUCUAGAAAAUCGAAUCAAAGACAUCUUGGAAGAGAUGCCAUUAAAACAAUCAUUGAGAUAAACUGUUUGAUAGAAAGAGGCCACUUUUAGUCAGCUCUGAAUUGGGGCGACCAGUUUACCGACGAAGGCUAUAUAUUAAAUGUAACUAAAUAUAUACUUUACACAAUAAUAUUGAAUUCUUAUCGCAUAUAAGAGGGAUAGUUGGAAA
Messenger RNA from Hermetia illucens (black soldier fly), 2097 nucleotides. RefSeq names its product START domain-containing protein 10-like. Lineage: Eukaryota; Metazoa; Arthropoda; Insecta; Diptera; Stratiomyidae. The record is from RefSeq and is a predicted model, not a curated record. Gene Ontology annotation, molecular function: lipid binding. The transcript is spliced from 5 exons. The coding region runs from base 961 to 1803 and encodes 280 amino acids.